Fraxinus pennsylvanica is the source of this 3099-nucleotide messenger RNA. The record is from the annotation of a GenBank genome assembly. NCBI's taxonomy places the organism in Eukaryota, Viridiplantae, Streptophyta, Magnoliopsida, Lamiales, Oleaceae.
AUGGCGGAUAGUGGACAGCUCAAUGCUCAAUUAGAUAUUGAUCAGAUACUCCUGGAAGCACAACAUCGGUGGCUGCGUCCUGCUGAAAUUUGUGAAAUUCUUCGAAAUUACAAAAAAUUUUGCCUUUCACCAGAACCUCCUAAUAGACCCCCAAGUGGUUCGCUCCUUCUUUUUGACCGCAAGGUGCUACGACACUUCAGAAAAGAUGGCUAUAACUGGAUGAAGAAGAGAGAUGGAAAAACUGUGAGGGAGGCUAAUGAAAAGCUCAAGGUUGGAAGAAUUGUUGUAUUACAUUGCUACUAUGCCCAUGGAGAAGAGGACCAAAAUUUUCAAAGGCGCAGCUAUUGGAUGCUUGAAGAGUGGUUGUCUCACAUAGUUCUUGUUCACUACCGGGAAGUAAAGGCAGACAGAUCAAAUUUCAAUCGUUAUAGGGAGUCUGAAGUUAUUCCUGAUUCCCAAAAACCAAGAGAAAAUAUACGCAACUCUGAGGUUGAAAGUUCUGUAUUUUCAGAAAUCCAACCAAAUAGCCAUGAAGGAACCUUGCAAGUUAUGAAUUCUGCUAGCCUCGACCGUGCUCAUGCUUCUCAGUUUGAAAAUGCUGAAUCAGUGUAUUGUCACCAACAAAGUCCAGGAUUCCAGUCUUUUGACAAUCUACUGCAACCAGUGGUACAGAAGAUGGGAGAUGGUUCAAUUCCUUAUUGUGAUGUCCCUAUAUCAGGACAAUUCUCAGCUAUUACUGGUGCAAGUUUUGAAUCAAUUACACAAAGAGAAAAAAAUAAAAACUCCAUGGAUGAUGGAUUGGCAUAUGACCUCCACUGCAACCCUGAUUUCGAAUUUUUGGAAAAUGUUAUGGAUGGCGGUACCGAUGGCUUCCAAUCUAUCAAUUUUCAGCCACCAUUUUCUUCGGCCCAAAGUUCGGUUGGCAUGAUGCUUGGACAUGAAAAUGAAUCACUGGGGCAAGUUAUUUCUGGUUCCAUUGGUAAAGGGCAAGCUUUUGGAAGCCAUUCCUAUGGCUUAGGAGAGUUGCAGUGGCCCAUGGAUCAGAAUGUUAAUAAUGAGGAGCUGUACGACACCAUGGGGCCUUACAAUGCAUGUCCAUAUAGUGCACAACCUAUGCAUAUUGAUCAUCAAAGGCAGGAUAUGUCUGCUGGACUAGAAAGUUCUCCAACGUCAGAGCAACCUUGCUUAGACUGGCAUCUAAGAGAAGUUCCGAAGAAUCCCAACAGCUUUGACAACCGGAAAGCUGUUACUGAAUCACAAAUGCGACCUGGUUCUUUGCCCUCCUGGGUGACAGUUGGAGUUAAAGGUGGAGGUGAUGAUUCUGGUAUCUCUGCUCAAGUGCCAUUGGACAACUAUUUUCUAGGCCCCUCUCUCUCCCAAGACCAGCUCUUUAGCAUAAUUGACUUCUCACCGAACUGGGCAUGCGCUGGGUCAGAAAUUAAGGUGGUUAUUAAGGGAACAUUCUUAAGGAGUCAUGAAGAGUUGGAGAAGUAUAAUUGGGCAUGCAUGUUUGGUGAACUGGAAGUUCCGGCAGAGAUUAUAGCAGAUGGCGUUCUUUGCUGUUGCAUACUCUCACAAAAGACUGGGAGGGUUCCAUUCUAUGUGACAUGUUCUAACAGGCUAGCAUGCAGCGAAGUACGAGAAUUUGAAUUCCGAACUACAGAUGUUCAAGAAGUAGAUAUUGCAGAUGCAGGAAAUGUAAUCUUUGGUGAAACUGUUCUUCAUAUGAGAUUUGGGAAAUUUUUGUCUCUUGGAUCUGUCCAAACUUCUGUCCAGAAGGGGGCAGCGGAAAAUGAUUUGUGCAGUAAAAUCAGUUCAUUGCUGAAAGAUGACAAUGAGUGGGAACAGAUGUUAAAACUCACUACGCAGGAUGAAUUUUCAGCUGACAGGGUACAAGACCGGCUAUUGCAAAAGCUUUUAAAGGAGAAGUUGUAUUACUGGCUUCUCCAGAAGGUUGCUGAAGGUGGGAAAGGCCCUAAUAUAUUAGACGAGGGUGGUCAAGGUGUUCUGCAUUUUGCAGCAGCUCUUGGGUAUGACUGGGCUAUAGAACCCACAAUUGCUGCAGGUGUUAGUGUCAAUUUUCGGGAUGCAAAUGGAUGGACUGCACUUCACUGGGCAGCAUAUUAUGGCAGAGAGCGCAUGGUGGCUUUCCUCAUCUCCAUAGAUGCAGCUCCUGGAGCAUUGACGGAUCCCACCCCCAAAUGUCCUUCUGGAAGAACUCCUGCAGACUUAGCAUCCUGCAAUGGACACAAAGGAAUUGCUGGUUAUCUUGCAGAGUCUGCCCUAAGUUACCACCUUUUUUCACUUAACCUGAAGAAUUCAAAGGAGGGUGAUAAUGAAGAAAAAGCUGUAGAAACAUUAUCUGAGCGCACUGCAACUUUAGUUGGUUAUGAUGACUUGCCCCAGGGACUGUCAUUAAAAGAUUCAUUGGCUGCUGUUCGUAAUGCAACUCAAGCUGCAGCUCGCAUUCAUCAAGUCUUCAGAGUACAGUCAUUUCAGAAAAAGCAGACAAAAGAGUAUGGGGACAGUGAAUUUGGAAUGUCAGAUGAGCGUGUGCUUUCACUUCUAUCUGUAAAAGGCAAGAAAACUGGGCGACAUGAUGAACCAAUGGAUUCUGCUGCAAUAUCAAUACAAAAUAAAUUCCGCAGUUGGAAAGGCAGAAAGGAGUAUUUGUUGAUUCGGCAACGAAUUAUUAAAAUUCAGGCCCAUGUGAGAGGACACCAGGUGAGGAAGAACUACAAAAAGAUAAUCUGGUCGGUAGGCAUUCUGGAUAAGGUCAUUUUGCGCUGGCGAAGGAAAGGAAGAGGAUUGAGUUCAUUCAAACCUGAAGCACUUUCUGCAGGUACUAGCGUGCAAUUAACAGAACCAAAGGAGGAUGACUAUGAUUUCUUAAAAGAAGGUAGAAAGCAAACAGAGGAAAGAUUGCAGAAGGCCUUGGCUAGGGUGAAAUCCAUGGUUCAGUACCCAGAGGCUCGAGACCAAUACCGCAGAUUGCUCAAUGUAGUCUCAGAAAUGCAGGAAACAAAGGCCAAGUGCGAUGGGGUCUUGAACAAUCCAGAUGUCGAUUUUGAUGAUCUAAUCGACCUUGAAGCUUUGUAG